Molecule: messenger RNA, 1203 nt
Organism: Caenorhabditis briggsae
Lineage: Eukaryota; Metazoa; Nematoda; Chromadorea; Rhabditida; Rhabditidae
Exons: 8
Coding region: 1-1203 (400 amino acids)
Biological process (GO): regulation of DNA-templated transcription
Molecular function (GO): DNA-binding transcription factor activity; zinc ion binding; sequence-specific DNA binding
Source: RefSeq, a predicted model, not a curated record
AUGUUUGAUUACGACUUGCCCAGCGUCAGCAGUUCUCCAUCAUCGUCUAGUCCGGCAUCGAAUUUUUCACCUGCGCCUUUAAAAUUGAAAGACAAGUAUAGAAAAUCCGGAAAACCCUAUCAAUUUGUACCAAGUUCGUGUCAAGUGUGUUUUGGGAAAGCUACUGGACACCAUUAUGAUGUAGCUUCUUGUAAUGGCUGUAAAUCAUUUUUCCGACGAGUCACAAUUGAAAAAUUAGUGUAUAAAUGUGACAAUCAUAUGAGAUGCUACAAUGAUUUUAAAGCUGGGGACAAAAUUCCGAAAUGUCGUGCUUGCCGAUAUAAGAGAUGCGUAGAUGUUGGGAUGAAUCCGUUGGAAUCUCAAGUAUCUGAUCUCAUCAAAAAUUUAGUACACCUGGAUUUAAAAACCAAUAAAUUUCGAGAUUGCUCAUAUAAUCCUGUGGAUUUUCCAACUCUUAAAGAAGCUGUAAAAGAUGAAAUAUCAAUUAUUGGAUAUGGCGAUCGGUUUGGGCCUAUGCCCGGUUGGCCUCUGGCUCCAGAAGUAAUUGAAGAAGCCAGAAAACCGAAUCCAAAUCCUGGUACUCGAAAAAUUCUUCCAGCAAAUGUGAAACGAUGGCUGAUGUAUGAUUUAUUGACAAUUGUAGAAAUGGCAAAAACUUUUGAUUUUUUCAAUAAACUCAAUGAAAUGGAUAGGUACUACCUGUGCCGGGAUACCACUCUGAUGGUAUCAAAUUUAACAAAAGCAUAUUUCUCUGUGGAAAAUAAAACUGACCAAUUAAUUCGAGCCGACGGACAAACUUUGGCACCUCCUCCAAAGUGGAUUCCAAAAGAAUAUAUGGACAAGUUACUGCUGGAUAUCAUGAAACGAGCGAUAAGUACAUUGAUUCGAAUGAAAUGCACAAAAAUUGAAUUUCUGUUGCUCAGAGCGAUUUUGCUGUGCAACGCAGCUGCCCCUGACAUCUCCUCUACAGCUCGAGCCAUUCUUCAGACCGAACGAGCCAAGUAUACUGUAGCAUUGCUCAAUUAUACAAUGGCAAAUCACGGAUUAGAAGGUCCCGGCCGAUUUGCAGAAAUCCUAAAUAUUAUCGAUUUAUUGGAAAGGCAACAAAAAGAUCAACGGGAUGUAAACGUUUUUAUUUUGUUGUACAGACCGAAGCAUGUGAAACUACCAUUGCUAGAUGAUGUGAUGCUCAGUUUUUGUUGA